This is a messenger RNA of Micropterus salmoides (largemouth bass), 2656 nucleotides long. It is a transcript of the gene nop2, whose product is annotated as NOP2 nucleolar protein homolog (yeast). Lineage: Eukaryota; Metazoa; Chordata; Actinopteri; Centrarchiformes; Centrarchidae. Gene Ontology annotation, cellular component: nucleolus. The record is from RefSeq and is a predicted model, not a curated record. Gene Ontology annotation, biological process: maturation of LSU-rRNA; rRNA base methylation. Gene Ontology annotation, molecular function: rRNA (cytosine-C5-)-methyltransferase activity; RNA binding.
GUGUAGCUUGGAGUCAUGGGUCGGAAGUUGGAUCCCACCAAUAAGGCGAAGAGAGGGCCUGGAAAAAAAUCCAGGAAGCAGAAAGGAGCAGAGACAGAGUUGGCCAAGUUUAUAAAUGAUGAGGAAACGGGACCAAAACGCAUGUCCAGUAGAUCCAGGAAAAGAGCUGCAAAAAGAGUCCAAAUUUUGAAAAAGCCUAAAGAUUCUGCUGUGGAACAGCCCAUCAAAGGGUUCACUGACGAGAACAGUAAAUGGUUGAUACCAGCAAAGAGGAAGCGCAAAAUUGAUGAACCCGAAAGUGAGGAUGACAGUGAUGAUGAGCACUGGGAGGAAGAGGAGGAUGAUGAGGAUGAGCAGCAGCAGCAACAGCAGAAGAAGGGAGGAAAAGACCAAGGAAAGAAGGGUUCUAAAUUAGCAGUGAAAGAAGAGGAAGAGGAGGAGGAGGAGGAGGAUGAUGAUGAUGAUGAUGAUGAUGAAGAAAUGGUUGAUGACUAUGGUACACUUGAUGACAGCAGUGGUGAGGAAGCAGCUAAAGAAGAAAGUGAUGGAGAGGAACUUCUUCCUAUCGAACGUGCAGCAAAGAAAGCGAAAAAGCUGAAGGAAACCAUGGCUCUUGGGAGUGAUGAAGAUGACGACGAUGAUGAAGAAGAAAACGACGAUGAUGACAACGAAGAUGAUGAGGAAAAGAAAUCGGAUGCUGACAUGGAUGAAGAAGACACAGUACAAACCAACAUAGAUGAUGUGGAUGAAUUUAGGCUACCUGGGGCAGAGGAAAGUGCGAAGGAAGGUGUCCUGCCUCUAGACCUGAAGACGAUCCAUCAGAGAAUAAAGGACAACAUUGAUGUCCUUUGUAAUUUCUCAGCAAAAAGGGAGGAAGGGAAAGAGAGAGCAGAGUACCUCUCUCUCCUGAAGAAGGAUCUCUGUACUUAUUACAGCUACAACAUCUUCCUCAUUGAGAAAUUAAUGGACAUCUUCCCUCUUUCAGAAUUGGUCGAUUUCCUUGAGGCCAAUGAAAUUCAGAGACCUGUCACUAUUCGGACCAACACACUGAAAACAAGGAGGCGGGACCUUGCACAGGCCUUGAUCAACAGAGGAGUGAACCUUGAUCCACUGGGGAAAUGGUCUAAAGUAGGUUUGGUCAUCUAUGACUCCUCAGUACCUGUAGGUGCAACCCCAGAGUAUCUGUCUGGUCAGUAUAUGCUGCAAGGAGCCUCCAGUUUUCUGCCAGUUAUGGCGCUCUCUCCACAGGAGGGAGAGUUAGUGUUGGACAUGAGCUCAGCUCCAGGAGGCAAGACCACCUAUAUUGCUCAGCUGAUGAGGAAUACAGGGGUGAUCGUUGCUAAUGACGCCAACGCUGAAAGACUGAAGAGUGUGGUGGGCAACAUCCACCGUCUAGGGGUUACAAACACUGUCGUCUGCAACUACGAUGGAAGGCAGUUCCCAAAGGUAAUGGGUGGGUUUGAUAGAGUGCUGCUUGAUGCUCCGUGCUCAGGCACAGGAGUCAUCGCUAAAGAUCCAGCAGUGAAGACCAGUAAGGACGAGGCAGACAUCCAUCGCUCUGCUCACUUGCAGAAAGAACUGAUUCUAUCGGCCAUUGACUCUGUCAAUGCUGAGUCCCCUACGGGAGGAUAUCUGGUCUACUGCACAUGUUCAAUAAUGGUGGAGGAAAAUGAAUGGGUGGUGGACUACGCUUUAAAGAAAAGGAAUGUCAAAUUAGUUCCCACUGGACAUGACUUUGGCAAGGAAGGCUUCACCAGGUUCAAAGAACGUAGAUUUCAUCCUUCUCUGAAACUGACUCGGCGAUUUUACCCUCAUUCCCACAACAUGGAUGGGUUUUUUGUGGCCAAGCUGAAGAAAUUCUCCAAUGUAAUUCCAACUGCACCAGCAGGAAAAGAAGAAGAAAACGCAGAUGCUUCUGAGGCGACAGUUGUUACAGACUCCCCUGAAGAGAAACCAUCCAAAAGUGUCAAGACAAAGAAGAUUGUCCCGGGCAAGGCAGGCGACUUAAAGAAAAAUCCCCGAGCCAACGGAACAGCAGCCAAGACGGGACCAAACAUCAAGCCAAAAGGCAAAAAGGACUUACCAGCUGGACCAAAAAAGGCAAAGGUCGCCAAGAUAGAUGGAGAGACUGUGAAAGGGGCAAAGGCCAAGAAACCCGCAGUGAAUACAGCUGAUGAAACUAAAGCAUCCAAGGCUGACAAAAAGGAAGGGUGCAGAUUUGAGAAGAAGCAGGGCAAAAAGACAAAAACACCCAAGAUGGCAAAGAACAGAAUAGGAAAGAAUAAAUUCCGAAAGUUGAAGCACAUGUUGGAAAAACAAGAAGCAGAGUGAUGGUGUAGAGUGUGAUAAACUACUAGAUUACGUAAGAGCUUUGUAGAGCUUCCUUACGGACCCAGAUCACCUCCCUUCAGCAAACGAGUAUUCAGAUUGGUGUGCUCUAUUGUCAUUCCAGAGCAGCUAUACUGUAUGUGUCAUAUUAUUGUAAUGCCCAUGUACAAAUGAACUGUAUGAUGUUCUCACUGAAGUUGGGGUCUCCCUUUUUUUAUUUGUAUUACAGAAUAUUCAUUAUGUUUGUCUUUUGAUUUAAUAGCAGGGUGCAACAGCUUCCAUAAAUCUGUAAAACAUAAUAAAUCUUUUAAGAUGCUUUUUCUCAUCA